AUGAACUCGCUCAAUGCUUUUUCACCCCUGAUACGGCGGUCUGCGCCCGUGCCGUGGACAUGUCACGCAUGUCUUCGGCGCCAGGUCUCACAGCUUCGGAAUGGAUUUGCGACCAAGACAAACGCAAGCCCGAGGCCAACUGGGAAUGCGGGGAAGAACAGCAAGAGAAGGAGGAGAGUGCUGGUUGUAGGAGGAGGACUGGCGGUCGCAGGGGUUGUGGUCACAAACAACAACGACGCGAAGCAUGCGUAUACAGCCGUGCAGCGCAGCAGCAGAGUGCUCUCGACGCUUUUCGUCAACGUGAAGGAUUACCGAGACACGUUGAAGAAGCACCAUGACGAAGGAUACGAAGACACACUCAAAGCAUGCCACCUCCGCUGCGCAAAACGCACGCUCCGCACUCUCGAGAAAAAUGGCUCCAUUUUCAUAAAGCUCGGCCAGCAUCUGAGCAGUCUGAACUACCUGCUUCCAAGCGAGUGGUGCGACACGUUUAUCCCGCUGCAGGACAAGUGCCCCGUCUCGUCGUACGACUCGAUCAAGGAUAUGGUGCUGCAAGAUGAAGGCACAGAUCUCUCCGAUUUCUUCUCCGAGUUUGAGGAGCUGCCCAUCGGCGCGGCGUCGCUAGCGCAGGUGCACCGGGCGGUGGUCAGGGAAACAGGGCAGAAGGUCGCGGUCAAGGUGCAGCAUCCUGCGCUGGACGAGUGGGCGAAGCUCGAUCUCGCGCUCACGAGAUUUACCUUCGAAACCCUCAAGUACUGGUUUCCAGAGUAUGAUCUAACAUGGCUGUCAGAAGAGAUGGAUAAGUCGCUUCCACAAGAGCUGGACUUCAGACAAGAAGGCCAGAACGCCAUUCGCGCGCGAGAAUACUUCGCCCAUGUACGCGAUGCGCCCGUCAUCAUCCCCUCCGUCAUUUGGGCAAAGAGGAGGAUUCUCGUAAUGGACUACGUGAGUGGGCAUCGCCCGGAUGAUCUCGAGUACCUUGAUUCACAUGGCAUCGACAGAGACGAGGUCUCCGCAGCCCUCGCCCGCAUCUUCAACGAAAUGAUCUUCGGCACGAACGCUCCGCUUCACUGCGACCCCCACGGCGGCAAUAUCGCCAUACGACACAAUCCUUCGCCCUGCCAUGGAAGCGCAAAUUUUGACGUUAUAUUGUACGACCACGGCCUCUACCGCGACAUCCCCCUGCAUCUCCGCCGCUCCUACGCAAAACUCUGGCUCGCUGUCCUCGAUGCGGAUGAGCCGCGCAUGCGCCGGUAUGCUUACGAAGUCGCUGGCAUCGACGACAAGCACUUCCCGCUCUUUGCUUCCGCCAUUACAGGACGGGACUACAGCGUCAUUACCCAAAGGGAAGGCGUGAGUAGUAGAAGGAGUACCCAGGAAAAGGAGGUUAUCACCGAUGCGUUGGGCGAUGGAAUGCUGGAAAGUCUAAUUCAGCUCCUGGGGAAGGUGCCGCGGGUUAUUCUGCUGAUUUUGAAGACGAACGAUUUAACGCGUUCCCUUGACGAGAACCUACACACGCGACAAGGACCCGCCCGGACAUUCCUCAUCCUUGCGCGCUACGCUUCGCGCACCGUGUACGAGGAGCAGCUGGAGUCUCUAACAGGCAAGAGCUUACUCUGGCCUGCUAACCUGCUGGUGUGGCUGAGGGCGUCCGCCGCGCAUGUGAGGGUGGAGGUUAGGUUGGGCUUGUUUGAGUGGGUACUGUGGGUUAGGGGGAGGCUGGGGAUGCAGCCGAUAUCAGCUUAA
Molecule: messenger RNA, 1746 nt
Organism: Didymosphaeria variabile
Lineage: Eukaryota; Fungi; Ascomycota; Dothideomycetes; Pleosporales; Didymosphaeriaceae
Exons: 3
Coding region: 1-1746 (581 amino acids)
Biological process (GO): lipid homeostasis; mitochondrion organization
Cellular component (GO): mitochondrial inner membrane
Source: RefSeq, a predicted model, not a curated record